AAGUGGUUUGUUCACAGGCAGACUAAAAAAAAAAACUGGAAAAAAAAUUACUGAUUGCUGCAGUACAUAGUACUAUGAGUCUAUAGCUUUUCUAAUAUCACUGUUAGAGUGACACUUAUGGAUUUGCAUUCGUGUGUGUGUGUGUUCACACCUGCCAACUUUCUGCGCAUUCCCUCAGUCUUUCAUGCUAAGAACUGAACGCUGGUCUUGAGGAAACUGAAAAUGUCUGGGUUUUGUUGCAGGUGCUGCGGGUGUAAAAGAUGAGGCUGAACGAGAGCCGGACGAGGCCCUUCCAGGCUCCUGCCACUGUGCACACCUUCCCGGGCAGGCAGCUGUUCGUGUUCCCCAAUGGCCGCUCCGACUCUGACGAGUCCUCGGAGGAGGAGCUCAACGUGAUGGAAUUGCGGCCCCGGGGCAAGGAGCAGCCGCGGAGCAGCAGCCGGGACAGGCUGGGGGACGUGGUGCUUCUGGAGAGGGAGCUCACCCAGGAGGACAGCCUCAACAAGCUGGCCCUGCAGUACGGCUGUAAGGUUGCAGAUAUCAAACGUGUCAACAACUUCAUCCGGGAGCAGGACCUGUACGCGCUGAAGUCCAUCAAGAUCCCGGUGCGGCCGCACGGGCUGCUCACCGAGAGCGCCGGGGCGCUGCGGCCGCCCGCGGCGGGGCCCGCCCAGCCCGGCCUGACGCGCCUGGAGCCGCCCGAGCCCGAGCCCGAGCCCAGCGCCGGCGGCUCUCCCGUGCCCGAGGCGGGGAAGCGGGACGCUGGUAGCGGUGCGGACUGCGGAAUCCAGUGGUGGAACGCCGUGUUCAUUAUGCUCCUGAUAGGAAUUGUCCUGCCAGUGUUUUAUAUCAUCUAUUUCAAAACACAAGGCCUGGCGGCCCACACCUUUAACAUAACAACCCCAAAUGUUUCAACAGCUGCGUUGGAAGGGAAACUAACACAAGGCCCAGGCGUAGGAAAAAAAACCUAAGGGGAAAGCACAGCCCACUGCAGCCUCUCCAGCAGUGAUGCCCGUAUGCUCGUGACUGACUCAAGUGCAUCCAAGGGGAUACAACAAUACAGAUUGUUUUUAUUUUUAUAAGUAGCUGAUGAUGUAAUCCUGAAAUUGACUGAAAAUAAGGUGAUGUGAGGGAAAGUAUUUUGUAGCAAUUUACUCAUUGUGGUUGCUUCAGGUAUUUCUUAAUGCCAUGUCUAGAAGCAAAUUCUUUGCUGCUGAGCUAGAGAGUGCAGUAUUAAUGUGGUUGGGAAUUUGGGGUUGUGUGCAUUUUAAGGGAACACUUUUUGCUGGGUUAGAAGCGGGGGAUGCUUUUUCUCAGAAGCAUCAUUUUUGUCUCUUGCAGACCAUGGUGGUUUCGGCCUGCUUGACCCUAAUGAUGACUUCUGGGGCUCUAAGCUGGGUGUGCCAGGGCACAAGGACGCUGCCAGCACCCCACAUUGUCACCCCCCAC
Messenger RNA from Ficedula albicollis (Collared flycatcher), 1449 nucleotides. RefSeq names its product LysM domain containing 4 (gene LYSMD4). Bases 261 to 971 code for a protein of 236 amino acids. The record is from RefSeq and is a predicted model, not a curated record. The transcript has 3 exons. NCBI's taxonomy places the organism in Eukaryota, Metazoa, Chordata, Aves, Passeriformes, Muscicapidae.